Molecule: messenger RNA, 1275 nt
Organism: Annulohypoxylon truncatum
Lineage: Eukaryota; Fungi; Ascomycota; Sordariomycetes; Xylariales; Hypoxylaceae
Product: zf-DHHC-domain-containing protein
Exons: 3
Coding region: 1-1275 (424 amino acids)
Biological process (GO): peptidyl-L-cysteine S-palmitoylation; protein targeting to membrane
Cellular component (GO): endoplasmic reticulum; Golgi apparatus
Molecular function (GO): protein-cysteine S-palmitoyltransferase activity
Source: RefSeq, a predicted model, not a curated record
AUGCCUAUCAUUGAAAGCACUAGAGCUGUGACGCGCUGGACCACUCGCAUAAUCCCGGUAAUUCUCGUUGGCGCCGUUAGCUAUGCUACCUUUGCCAUUGUCGGCAGGGUCUGUUCUAGCUAUCUCAUCAACAAGCGAUCCGAGCUCGGGCCAGCCAUUGUUAUCCUAGUUCUAUACUUCCUACUUUUCCUGUUGAUGGUAGGCACCUAUCUACGAACUGUCGCGACUGUCAUCCUCGAUCCCGGAAUUGUACCACUCGGACCGCUAGCGAUAGAGCGAAGGAAGAGAGCAAAGGAUAACAGAAGGCAAGGAAUUCAGGGACACGACCUCGAGAGCCGACCCUACUAUGGAGGCAUCGAUUUCGACCCGGACAGUCCGGGCUUAGAACAGUUCUAUACUAAGGACGUCUUUGUUUGUGAAAAUGACGGUAGACCGAAAUGGUGCUCUCAAUGUUGCAACUGGAAGCCAGACCGUGCCCAUCACAGUAGCGAGAUCGAUCGAUGCGUCCUUCGCAUGGACCACUACUGUCCGUGGGUCGGUGGCAUGAUAGGAGAGAACUCUUUCAAGUUCUUCGUACAGUUCACUACUUAUACUGCUUGCUACUGUGCCGUCGUUCUUGGUGCCGCAGCGUCGAGUAUCCGCAAGGAGAUUAAGGAGGGAUCUCCGUUGGAUCCUCAUUUUAUAGCGGCCACCGUGCUGGCCGCAUUCUUUGGGCUCUUCACUUUCCUAAUGACUGUGACAUCGGUGCGAUACAUCAUUCUCAACAUGACGAAUGUUGAUAUGCUUGGCUCUCGCACGAAGGUGCACCAAUUGGCUGUUCGCGUGCCCCGCGGCACCGAAUCAACGGACAAAUUCACUGUAGUGACAUAUCCGCUUCCAAAACCGGAAGAGGUGACGAACGGCCGGUCUAAUGACACGGCACGGCCUAGAGCGGUUGAAAGCAGGGGCGUGAGUCCGCAGCCGAACCGUGUCAGCCCGUCAUCCCGCGAUGAUUUAGCAACCCGAACUUUCGCGAUACUUAAGACGGAGCCCGGGGAAAAUCCGUGGAAUAUGGGGGCGUGGAAAAACUGGCAGAGCGUGAUGGGCACCAACGUUCUCGACUGGAUUCUACCGUUUCGAAGGUCACCCUGCGUCAACCACGAGAGCCACGAGAGCUUCUACCCUAUGGGCAAGGUCCUAGCAGACGUGCUCGCCAGAUACAAUCUUACCGAUCUCGCAUUUAAGAACGGCGCGGGGCUCGAGAUGAAGGAGCUUAGAAGAGGAAAUAGGUCUUAG